This is a messenger RNA of Electrophorus electricus (electric eel), 975 nucleotides long. RefSeq names its product ER membrane protein complex subunit 10 (gene emc10). Lineage: Eukaryota; Metazoa; Chordata; Actinopteri; Gymnotiformes; Gymnotidae. Gene Ontology annotation, cellular component: EMC complex. The record is from RefSeq and is a predicted model, not a curated record.
UGUGCACCACAGCUGCGCCGACAAGAUGGCCGUUGCUAGGCAUUUGUCGUUUGUUGUUGUCAUUUUAACCACUAUUAUAGGGUUUUGCACAGAGAUUGUAAAUUGUAAUAAUGGUCGAAGGGGAGACAUCGUGGAGUCAGACUUGGCUGGGAUGUCUGUGCCGAUCGAACACUCUUUUGAAGUGGAUGACGUGCCGAGGUUUCGCUUGCGUGGGACUGUGCAGGUAAAGCCGGGGCGAGAAAACGUUGUGUCCUUCUCCCAGAUGUCGCUUUCUGACGAGGACAGGAGUCUACUCAAGGAUGUUGCAGCGGUGGACGGCCUGUACCGGGUCCGCGUGCCCCGCCUCUCUCUGCAGGCAGACCGGGAGACGGACAGGCAGCCGGACGGCCACCUUUCUGCCUUCGUCAGAGCGUGCUCUCUUGUGGAGUCCCAUCUUAGUGAUGUCAUCACGUUGCACACGGAUGUCAGUGGAUACCUUAUAGGGGUCUCCAUAGUUACUGUGCCAGGGGCAUGCCAGGGGGCAGAGGUUGAGGAUGAGGUCGACCUGGAAGUGUUUAACACCACUAUCAGCAUCAUGCCGCCAGUCAACGCACCAUCCCCCGAGACGGCCCUCUACAUAGAGAGAAUGGAACAGGAAAUGGACAAGAAAGGAAAACCGCAGGAGCAGAAAUCCUUCUUUGCCAAAUAUUGGAUGUACAUCGUGCCCCUUGUUCUCUUCCUGAUGAUGUCGGGAGCUCAAGAUCAGUCUGGAGGUGGAGCUGGUGGAGGCGCAACCAGUGGUGGCGGCCGAUGACUCCCGCGGCAACAGGAACUGUUUGCUAGCAGUCCAGUUGUACGUAAUGACUUAACAUGCACAUACAUGCAACUAAAUGUGUAUUUGUAAAUUAAGUAAUGGUUCUGAAUGAGAUUAAUGUGAAAUCACACUGCUAGUUUGUUUUUACUGCUGAUUUCUUGAAUAAAAUGUGUUGUAAAUGA